Molecule: messenger RNA, 6591 nt
Organism: Acinonyx jubatus (cheetah)
Lineage: Eukaryota; Metazoa; Chordata; Mammalia; Carnivora; Felidae
Gene: RBM47
Product: RNA binding motif protein 47
Exons: 6
Coding region: 2306-4075 (589 amino acids)
Cellular component (GO): nucleus
Molecular function (GO): mRNA binding
Source: RefSeq, a predicted model, not a curated record
AGGCACACAGGGAUAGCGGUCGUCAAAAGUGAGUUAUAGGGGUUGAGUGAGAUAGAUCCUAAAAACAGAAUAAGAGGAAGACCAGCCAAGACAGAAGAAGGAAGGAGAUGAGGAGAUGAGCGAUCCCAGGGGAGAAUAUGCCACAAUUGGCAGGUAGAAUUGACUAGAACAGGUGGGGACAUUGGGGCACUGAGGCACAUUUUAGGCCCGGGCGUUGGCCCACACUGGAGUGGCAGCUGAGGCAACCCUGGCCUGUCAGGAAAGCCGAGCUGCAGGACGCCGUCUGCAAUUGCCCUGAGACCAGCUGAAUCUCUGCGUCUCGGGCUCCCGCCAGUAGAAUCUGGAUGAUAGACUAACAUCCGACUUCCCUCCCUCCCCAGAGUGUUUGUUUUGACACAUGAAAUAAUGGAAGAAAUGGGAUGAGGAGGAUAAUUACUCUCUGCCAUAUUUCCAUCAUCUCUCUCUCAGGGAGGCCAGGCAGAAAGGGAAGGAGGAAAGGAAGGGAAAAAGAAAAAUGAGAAAGGAGAGAAGGAAAGGGAAAGUGAGGUUGUGUUCAAGGGCGGGUGGGUUCAUGAAGAGGAGAAACGGAAAAUCAGAAGGACUCAGGCCGCUGGCUGGGAGGCCCCUCACGGUGCCCCUUGGGAGGCAGACACCCACCCUGCGAUACAAAAGACAAAAGAGAAGCGAAGUCACUUGCCUUUGGUCACAGCACUAACCUGAGGCAUCUAUAAUAGGAGGAAAUGGAAAAUAAAAUGGGACCUAAUAACUGUAACGUAAGGGGACAAAACAAUUUGCAACAACCCUUAAGAUUUGGAAAUCUUAAGUUUUGAAAAUGUGCCAUUUUCUAGGCUCUGAGAUUGGGAGAGCUCUCAGUUCUUUGGGAUAUCUUUCCUGGUUCUAGACAUUUUAUUUUAUAGAUGAGACAUUUUUAUUUUAUAGGCUCAGAGAGGUUAAAUAAUUUGCUCAAGGUCACACAGCUAGUGUGUGGAAAAGCCAUGAUCUCAGUCCUAUGUUUGGUUUUCUUUCUACUCCACUAGACAUCCUAAAGAUAUCAAAUACAGAAUUUUGAGUAUCCCUGGAGACUGGGGUAGGGGGUGGGGACAAGAGAAUGGGUUUUCUUAUUUGCCUAACCUGGCUGUGUGUGUGAUUUCAGAGCGAAAGUCGAUUCUUUAUCUUCUCCUCUAGACGGCCUUGGGUUCCUUUUAGCGAGUAGGCUUGACACUUGCUAAAUAAUUCUACUUUCUCGUUUCUCAGAUGUCCCACUCAGAGCUCCAAGAGCAGGUAGAUGUGUGUUGCCCACAUGGGCUCCAGACUCCAGCCAUCUCCGUACGUGGUUUCUGUAAAACCAGGCAGCUGAUCCCUGAGCACCUUCUCUUUAUCGUGUUAACCCUGGUGGUACCAAGAGGCACCUGACAUUCUGGGUAUGCUAAUAAUUCAGUGCCAGCAAGUUUCUGUUAUCCUCCAGUUGUAAUUGUUAACUUGAAUGGAAUGCAAAACUUCUGGUUCAGAGUAGAGGUUGGCUUUUAACUGUGAGUUACUUGAGGGAUAUGGAAAACGGGGAGUACAUUUUGUUGACUGUGCAAGAAGGGUUAGAGAGGCUUUUUUGAGUUGUAUUUUCUCUAAUAAAUAGAAAGAGGUGGUAAAUGUACAGUUGCUACUGUGUCUACAGACUCACUGGUGAACUCUACCCUUUAUUAGCUCUUGCCUUGGACGCUUUUUCAGGUUAGCAAGCCAAGACUUGCUCGGAGAUGAGAACAAUGAGCGCAGUAUCGUAAUGCCGUUUUAACACACACACGUACACGCACACACAACUUGUAAUGCUUCUGGUGUCAAGGUGUAUUUCUGCAAGCCCUUCCUGCCGGCCUACCCCCACCCCUCACAGGUUUGGAAUUUUUUUUUCCCCUUAAGGGGAAGUGUAGAAAUAGAGCCUGCCUAUUCAUUUGCAUUAUUGUACAUCACACGAUAUCUUUGCAACCAUUAUAUUGUGUUCUCUCAAUGGUGUUUGCUCUGAGGGUGGGACACAAGGCUGUUUAGUGUCUCGUAAAACAUUUACCAAAAGCACUGAGCCAUGGUUUUGAAGGGCAUUCCGUUGCCAGAGUGUGGGAGGAGAGAGCAAGCCGAGGAAAGAGAGCUCCAGGUGUUUGGCAGGAUUUGCUUCAAAGGGCAUGCCAAAAAUUGAACUGAAAAAUCCCAAGCAAGCUGCCUGAAUUUCCCUGUAUAUUCUUGUUCUACAUCCUAUAAAAGGACCAGACAAACCAAAUUAGUGAGGUUUUGGUCUCCUCCAGCCGUGGAUGCCUUUGACAUUAUGACCGCAGAGGAUUCCACCGCAGCCAUGAGCAGCGACUCAGCCGCCGCGUCCUCGGCCAAGGUGCCCGAGGGCGUGGCCGGCGCGCCCAACGAGGCGGCGCUGCUGGCGCUGAUGGAGCGCACGGGCUACAGCAUGGUGCAGGAGAACGGGCAGCGCAAGUACGGCGGCCCGCCGCCCGGCUGGGAGGGCCCACACCCGCAGCGCGGCUGCGAGGUCUUCGUGGGCAAGAUCCCGCGAGACGUGUACGAGGACGAGCUGGUGCCCGUGUUCGAGGCGGUGGGCCGAAUCUACGAGCUGCGCCUCAUGAUGGACUUCGACGGCAAGAACCGCGGCUAUGCCUUCGUCAUGUACUGCCACAAGAACGAGGCCAAGCGCGCCGUGCGCGAGCUCAACAACUACGAGAUCCGCCCGGGCCGCCUGCUCGGCGUGUGCUGCAGCGUGGACAACUGCCGCCUCUUCAUCGGUGGCAUCCCCAAGAUGAAGAAGCGCGAGGAGAUCCUGGAGGAGAUCGCCAAGGUCACCGAGGGCGUGCUGGACGUGAUCGUCUACGCCAGCGCGGCCGACAAGAUGAAGAACCGCGGCUUCGCCUUCGUCGAGUACGAGAGCCACCGCGCGGCCGCCAUGGCGCGCCGCAAGCUCAUGCCCGGCCGCAUCCAGCUGUGGGGCCACCAGAUCGCCGUGGACUGGGCCGAGCCCGAGAUCGACGUGGACGAGGACGUGAUGGAGACCGUGAAGAUCCUCUACGUGCGCAACCUCAUGAUCGAGACCACGGAGGACACCAUUAAGAAGAGCUUCGGCCAGUUCAACCCGGGCUGCGUGGAGCGUGUCAAGAAGAUCCGUGACUACGCCUUCGUGCACUUCGUCAGCCGGGAGGACGCCGUGCAUGCCAUGAACAACCUCAACGGCACUGAGCUGGAGGGCUCGUGCCUCGAGGUGACGCUGGCCAAGCCCGUGGACAAGGAGCAGUACUCCCGCUACCAGAAGGCGGCCAAGGGCGGCGGCGCGGCCGAGGCGGCGGUGCCGCAGCCCAGCUACGUGUACUCUUGCGACCCCUACACUCUGGCCUACUACGGCUACCCCUACAACGCGCUCAUCGGGCCCAACAGAGACUACUUUGUGAAAGCAGGCAGCGUAAGAGGCCGGGGUCGAGGUGCGGCUGGCAACAGAGCCCCAGGGCCCAGGGGUUCCUACCUCGGGGGAUAUUCGGCUGGCCGUGGUAUAUAUAGCCGAUAUCAUGAAGGGAAAGGAAAGCAGCAAGAAAAAGGAUAUGAACUUGUACCGAAUUUGGAAAUCUCUGCCGUCAAUCCAGUUGCCAUUAAACCUGGUACAGUGGCCAUCCCUGCCAUUGGGGCCCAGUAUUCCGUAUUUCAGGCCGCCCCAGCCCCUAAGAUAAUUGAAGAUGGCAAAAUCCACACAAUGGAGCACAUGAUCAGCCCCAUCGCGGUGCAGCCAGACCCAGCCAGCGCUGCAGCUGCCGCCGCCGCCGCCGCCGUCAUUCCUGCUGUGUCAACGCCGCCACCUUUCCAGGGCCGCCCGAUAACUCCAGUGUAUACAGUGGCUCCAAACGUUCAGAGAAUUCCCACUGCUGGGAUCUACGGGGCCAGUUACGUUCCGUUUGCUGCUCCAGCCACGGCCACGAUCGCCACACUACAGAAGAACGCGGCUGCCGCUGCUGCCGUCUAUGGAGGAUAUGCGGGCUACAUACCUCAGGCCUUCCCCGCCGCUGCUAUCCAGGUGCCCAUCCACGACGUCUACCAGACAUACUGACACUGGUGAGGAGAGUGGAGACAGACCACGAACUACCCCUGAAGGAACACUUUACUAUUUAUGAAGAAAGAACGUGCAGGAUUAGCACACCUAUGAAAGUGAAGAAUGUUAUGAAAUGUCAUACUGAAAUAUUUUAUAUUCAUGAUGAAGUUUUCACUAGUUUUUUUUUAAGACUAUUUGCAAUUUAGCAGCCUGUGUUCAUACAUUUCUAAGAGACUUGCAAUGGUUCGUGCCUUAAUACCAUCUCUGAAAAAUUUGUACGCUGUAGUACAUUUGUAUAGAGGUUUUUGUUUUUUGUAUUUUUAAGGAUAUAUUUUCAGUAUGAAGGUUAUUUUCUUAACUUCUGCACUCCAGAGAUUUCUAUUUUGUAGUACCUUCAAUAAUAUAUCAACUAUAUAUUGAAAAGCACACUUGAGCAGCUAGGGAACUAUUUUGAAAAAUAUAUUCAAUAUUUAAAGAUACAAACAAUAGUGCUUUAAAAUACUACAUAAAAUGUUAUUUUAAAAGUUAUACUGGAAAGUGCAAUUUUAAAGUGAGUAAAAUCUCUAUUUUAGCUGGCAUUAAGGGUUGACGGUGUUACCAUCUGUUCUCUAUGACAGUUCUUUUUUUUUUUUUUUUUUUUUUUAAGGAAUUAAACACUCGAUUUCUCCUUAAGCCCAUGUUGAAAAGACUUGUCACAUAUCUGAGUCCAAACACUGGAAAGCUCUCACCUGCCACCAUCACCCUGGACCCUGUUCAUUCUCCAUUUGUCUUUCCCUCCCCACACCCCUACUCCUUCCUUCCUCCUUUCCCCAGCCCCACCUGUGAGUCUGGCAAGUCUAGGGCAAAAUGAAUUACUCUGAUAGAACAUUGAUGGCUUUUAUACUUCUUCCUGGGUUUUUGUCAGGGGUAGGGGGUGUCUUGUUGUGGGUUUUUUUGUUCUGUUUUGGUUGGGAAGGUAUUUUCAAUAGCAGAGUAUGCAUAAGCACAAGGUUUUCAUAGUUUCCAUAAGACAUCUUUGCGUAGCUAUUUGUCUUCUAUAAAACCUUAAUUCUUUUUCUAAUGCUUUUAUUUUAUUCAUUUUUUGAAGUAUGAGUUUGUAGAGACAGUGAAUGUCAUUGUAGACAAGGCCCCCAAAGACUCUAGUCACAGAAAGUUAAUGCUUCUAGUUGCUUUUAUCAUGUUUCAGUGCGAAAUGUCUUGGGCAGCAAGGGUGUUGGAAAUAUGUUUAUUGAGCAGGGCUUUCCUCCGUAGCUGCGCACAUGGCAGGUGUACUGAAUGGGGACCUACACACCCAGGAGGAGGAGGAGAGACCUGGAGGAAUUAAAAGAUAGUUUGUAAAUAAUCUCCUAAUGCUGGCUUUUAGUUGUUUCAUGUUGCAGAAGUUCAUGGUGUAUAGUUUAAUGCAAAAUGAAACCAUUUUAUUUCAAUGUUAUUAAAAAUUGUUGUUUUAUUAGGAAGUAAAUGUAUUGUUGCAGUGUUGUGCCUGUUUCAAGGCUUGUGUUUAUCAGAGUGAAUGUAAAAUACAGUAAAAUGUUAAGAUUGUCAUCUGCUUUAGGAAAUACAUCAACUUGGAACUUUUUUUAAAGGCUCCAUCAAGGAAUUGAGGUGUGCAAUAGGUAGCAAGUACACAGUUGUGUUUUUAUGUCAUAUUAGAGAUCUGUAAAAUCUUUCCACUCAAUUUUUGCAGAUGGCUGAAUUCGUAUUUAUGGAUUAAUAAUAAGAUCAUGCCUUUAGCAACUAUUGCAGUUUUGUUUUCAGUUUUAAAUUAAGACAUUCCCAAAUGCCUCUUUCCCCCCUCAUUUUAGGGUGGGAUGAAUUUUUUAUAUAUAAGCAAUAUUUAUUUAACUAUUCUGUAAAAUUAUUGAGUGCCUGCAAAGGCCUUUAAACAUUUCUAACAUUUAUUUCCCGCCAUUCUUGAAUGACAUAAAUAAUUGUGCAAUGUUCCUGAUGAUGUACCCAGCAAGCUGCAUCCAAACUCAAAUCUGUUGGAAUGAGUAAUCCAACAAAAUGCAAUUUGGAUCAGAUCCUCAUCCCUUGACUUUGUGUGAAAGAAGUACUGUCCUUCCAAUGAAGAACUGUCACAGAGGUUCACUGGAUGAGACUCUGACCCAGCGGUCUUACUGUAUUUUACAUAUGCCUGUAAAUUAUUUGAAAAAAAAAAAAAAAAAGUAAUAAGAAAAGAAAAAAAAUUGAUAUCUUAACAUUGCAACUACCAAACUACCUUAAAAACAAAUGUUGGUGAGCCUCCUAUCUGGUCUGUCUGUUUCUGUUUCAAAACCAUUUCAGAUACACUACUGAGGUAAGUUUAUAACUUGAAAUGUGAACUUUUUUUUUUUUUUUUUUUAGGGUUAAGAACAAACUAUAUAAAUGUUUAAAAAAAAAGCUUUAGUGUUCUCUGUUUCAAACAUGCUAGCAAUUUAGGUGUUAUCUUUAGUUGCUUUGUAUUUGAAAAGCUUUUAAAUUUAUUUAGAUCUUGCUCCAUAUACAAUACAUUCUUAGGAUGUAUGUAGUAAAUAAAGCUUUCUUUAAAGCAA